This is a messenger RNA of Oryza sativa Japonica Group (Japanese rice), 4717 nucleotides long. RefSeq names its product disease resistance protein RGA5-like. Gene Ontology annotation, biological process: defense response to other organism. The record is from RefSeq and is a predicted model, not a curated record. NCBI's taxonomy places the organism in Eukaryota, Viridiplantae, Streptophyta, Magnoliopsida, Poales, Poaceae. Gene Ontology annotation, molecular function: ADP binding.
UUUUUGUGUGGGAUCUAGAACAUGGCCUAAACUAAAGCUGCCCGAUGAAUGCCUUCCAUUGAGCAGUUCGGUGUUCCGCCGUUGACUUGACUCCGGUAGUCGGAUGAUCCGCUCGCCGUCCACUUGGUGGUCACCACCUCUCGCCUCAAGCCCGCUCGUCCUCCGCUCACCGCCGACGCGGACCAGCACGAGCGUGCGGCGGAGCGGCAAGGGGAGAGACGUGGAUCGGCGCUCCGGCGGAGGGGACGGCUUGUCAUCGGCGCCGCGGCCGAGUGGACCGCAAGAUACGCGCCAGUCAACGUGCCGUCUCCGCCGCCGUAAUUGCUCGGUCAGUUCAUCGGACUCCAUACUGUUUUGUGCUGUCGAGGUUUUCUCCACACUGGUUCAAUUACACCCUAGUUAACCCAAAUUGAAUGUUUGUCUCCGUCGCCAUGAAGUACAUCUUCCUCUUCUCCUCGCACAUCUUUUUGCCAUCCACCGUAGGCCUUAUUUGGUUUGGAGGGAAUUGAGGAAAAAUAAUUCAACACCACAAUAGUGUGAUACAGAAACCACGACCACUAAGUGAUCCACAAUGGUCGAGAUUGUGACGGGCGCGAUCAGCACCCUGCUGCCGAAGCUGGGUGAGGUCCUCAGGAAGGAGUACCAGCUGCAUAAGACCGUCAGGGGAGAGAUCAUGUUCCUUAUGGCCGAGCUGGAGCGAAUGCAGGCUGCCAUCCUGGAGAUCUCAGAGUCAGAUGAACCCAACAAGCUCGUCAAGCUCUGGGUGAGAGACGUCAGAGAGCUCUCCUACGACAUCGAGGACACCAUCGACAGCUUCAUGGUCCACUUCGACAAGCAUCGCAGCUUUAGGGGCUUCAUCGACAGAAGCCUCAACCUGUUGACCAAGUUCAAGAUUCGCCAUAAGAUCGGUGCCAACAUCAGAGACAUCAAGAGCCACAUCAAGGAGGUGAGUGAGCUGCGCGAUAAGUACAAGGUUGAUGGUGUUACAGUAGCCAGGCCUGUCGGUCACCAAACUGUCGAUAGCCUUCGCCUGCAGUCAGCACUGUAUAAGAAUGUUUCGGAGCUUGUUGGCACCAAGAAGAAGACCGAUGAUCUAGUCAGUAGGCUGAUGGAGAUGCAUGAUGAUGUAGAGUCCAAGCGAAACUUGAAGGUUGUCUCCAUCGUUGGUUUUGGAGGUUUGGGCAAGACGACUCUUGCUAGUGUUGUGUAUCACAAGCUUAAAUUGGAGUUCGAUUGUGGGGCUUUUGUUUCUAUAUCUCUUCAUCCUAACAUGGUGGGGGUAUUCAAGAACAUGCUCCGUCAGCUCGACGAGAAAACGUACUUGAACAUUAACGGAGAAACAUGGGAAGAAGUGCAGCUUAUUGAUGAACUAAGGAAAUUCCUUCAAAACAAGAGGUACAUCGUUGUUAUCGAUGAUAUAUGGAGCAAAUCUGUGUGGAAAACAAUCAAAUAUGUGUUGGUUGAUAAUCAACUUGGAAGCAGAAUAAUUACAACAACUCGAGCUGUAGACGUUGCCGAACAAGUUGGCGGUGCUUAUAAGCUUGAGCCUCUUUCACCUGAUGAUUCAAUAAAGCUAUUCAACCAAAUUAUAUUUCACUCGGAAGACAAAUGUCAUCCUUAUCAUUUAUCCGAAGUAUCUCAAAAAAUUUUGAAGAAAUGUGGUGGUAUACCAUUAGCUAUCAUUACGAUAGCUAGUAUGUUGGCUAGUAAAAAAGGUAAUCAACAUGAAUACUGGUAUAAGGUGUACCAUUCCAUGGGUUCUGGGCUUGAGGACAGUCCUGAUUUGAGGAACAUGAGAAGAAUAUUAUCAAUCAGUUACUAUGACCUCCCUCCACAUCUGAAGACUUGUUUGUUGUAUUUAAGUUCCUAUCCAGAGGAUUAUCUGAGUACUAGGGAGACCUUGAUAUGGAAAUGGGUAGGCGAAGGUUUCGUUGAGACUAAACAGGGCAGUAGUUUUUAUCAAGUAGGAGGGGAAUACAUUUAUGAGCUCAUGAACAAGGGUAUGAUCCAACCAGCAUGUGAUAUUGUUAACGAUUACCCAGAGUAUUAUCGUGUACAUGACAUGGUGCUUGAUCUCAUCACGUCCCUAUCAAAUGAGGAGCAUUUCCUAACAAGAUUAGAUGGACACCCGUCCUUGUCUCUACCAAAAAAGAUCCGCCGACUGUCCAUCCAAACAAACGAGGAAGAGUAUGUCAAGCAGUUGGCUACGAUAAGCUUGUGCCAUUUGAGGUCACUGACUGUGUGUGGGCAAGGUCUGAGUAGUCUACUGCCAACUCUACCAAGCAUGUGCCCAUUCUUACGUGUACUGGAUUUCAGUGGUUGUGACAAAGUUGAGAAUCAACAUUGUAAGGAUAUCUGCAAGUUGUUUCACCUUAGGUAUUUGCGGCUAUAUGGUACAAGUAUAAGCGAGCUCCCAAAAGAGAUUGCAAAUCUGCAGUUUUUACAGGUCCUGGACAUAUCUAUCACUAAUAUCAAAGAGCUGCCACCGACCUUUAUUCAACUAAAACAGCUGGUGUACCUGCAUUUCCCCAAUAUGAUGAGAUUGCCAGACGGUCUUGGGAGUCUAAACAGGCUGCAGGAAAUUCCUAAUGUUAUCACUAUCGAUUCUCCAACCAUGUUGCACGAUCUAGGUUGUCUUUCUAAGCUGAGGCGCUUAACAAUUUACUUCGAUAAAUGGGAUGAGAGCUAUGAGAAACCUUUCAUCCAGUGCCUAUCCAACCUAGUAAGCCUUGAACUCCUAGAGGUAGAUGGAACACUAGGUUCCACAUGUGGCAGUUUAUCGCCUGGGCCUCAACGGCUUCAAUCCAUUGACAUGUCAUUCUGCACUUUAACCGCUUUUCCAGGAUGGAUGUCCUCACUCUGCUCCCUCUCCUCCCUGCAUCUCAUAUUAUUAACACUUGGAGAAGACGAACUGCAAGUUCUUGGGAGCAUACCACAUCUCAAUGAUCUCUAUAUAUCUAUAUCGGUGAACAAAGCCAUACAUGACAAAAACAAGAGGUUGGUUAUUGGGAAAGGCUGUCCAUUCCUGUGUCUAACACAGUUCAGUUUAGCGAGCAGCAGCAUGUAUGUGGGAUUUGCGCAAGGAGCCAUGCAGAAGGUCAGGGAUCUGAGUUUAUACUUUGGAGUAAGUGAGACAAUGGGUCAAUUUGGAGAUUUCGACUUCGGUCUGGAGAACCUCUCUUCGCUCGAGCAUGUCGAUGUUUGGAUGCGGUGUUUUGGUUCCAAGACAGGGGAGGCGGAUGAUGCAGAGAUUGCAAUUAAGAGAUCGCUCCAGUUAAACCCCAACAACCCUACAAUGGAGCUGGAGAAGACGGAGGCUCACGCCAGAGAAAGGUAGCUGCAAAUUAAGGCGAUGGAUGGCUAAGAGGAGAAGACAUGGGCAAGGCCACGCCAGGCUGCUGCCUGACAACACGAAAGGAGGUCGAUUGUUGGUGCUUCGGCACCAUACAGCACGAAAGGAGGUCGAUCUGGCGGGCUUUCGUCAUGGUGGCUAUUUUUUAGAAAAUGGGAAUUUACAAAAGCAGACUUCUACACCAAUGAGGAUGUAUACAGCCAAAAAAAUUCCGAGCGUACAAGCUCAAUCAUUACAUACAAGUUUACAAACAAAAGUAGCACAUAAGCUCGAGCACCUUACAUAACACUGAAAGAGUAGAAAGACUCCAACACCGUUCAAGGUGAAAAGACUUUCCAAAUAAACCAACAACCACAUUACUCCAUUAACUGCUUUCUCCUGUUCCAUCCAUCUUUAUUACCAAAGAAGUGCAAGAAAGUUGUCUCUAGCAGUUUGCAUCCCUCCUUCAUCACAUCACAAUCCUCUUCUUUAAGCAACAGGACCACUGUUGAGCCCAAUACGUCCCCCUGAAAAUAACUUGCAAGUAAGAGUUAAAGUUGGAACCAUUGAAAACCAUAUCUUUUCUACAAAUCCACAUUAUCCACAACAAUGCCGCAAUCCCAAUAAAGAUUUGGUGCUUUAGCCUUAGAUUGUAAACCCUUUAGUCAAAUCCCAAACAUAUUAGCAACAUUGUUAGGUGAAUUUAUUCCAAAAGUUAUAAAAAGGUACUCCAAACAAAUCUAACCACGUGACAAUCAAAAAAGAGAUGGUGUGUCGUCUCAUUGUGGUUAAAAAACAACACCUAGUGCUGCCCUUCCAAUUUCUUUUUGCUAGAUUAUCCUUUGUGAGAAUCACUGUAUUCUUUUGCCUGCCACUGCAAAUAUUGUGUCAACUUUAUUGUUAUUAUGCAAAUCUUAGUCUCGGAAACCAUGUAAAUUUGUUGCAUCAUGUUACCCAUGAUCUUGGGGUUGAGAAUGUCGUCGCCGUACAAAAGGAACAUAACCAUUGUCCUUGCGCUCAUUUUACAUGUGGCAAUUGUGUUGUAUUUUCUUUUCUCUUUCUUUAUGACCCGUCUGGGUUUUACUUUGACUUAAUUCAAUACAAAUAUACAAUUAGUAGUUCUCCAUCUAGUUUAGUUUUUUUAAGACAAAUCAAUUGUUGGAUUUCCAAAAGGUGCUCUGCUUUAGCACUGAUACGUGAGCAAUGUUUUUUUCCCCAAAAAACUUCUACACACAGCAAAUUAAUCCCUCCAUUUACUUUUAUAAGGUGAAUUUUGAUUUGUAAAAAAGUCAAACUUUGAUGGUUUUGACUAAUGAUCACUAAACUUACAAAUAUAUUUGGUAUAUAUAAAUAGAUCGGUAUAUCAAAGUGAUUUUACACACUAUA